This is a messenger RNA of Metarhizium album ARSEF 1941, 879 nucleotides long. Its product is annotated as Legume-like lectin. Gene Ontology annotation, biological process: Golgi organization; endoplasmic reticulum organization; endoplasmic reticulum to Golgi vesicle-mediated transport. NCBI's taxonomy places the organism in Eukaryota, Fungi, Ascomycota, Sordariomycetes, Hypocreales, Clavicipitaceae. Bases 1 to 879 code for a protein of 292 amino acids. The transcript is spliced from 3 exons. The record is from RefSeq and is a predicted model, not a curated record. Gene Ontology annotation, cellular component: COPII-coated ER to Golgi transport vesicle; Golgi membrane; endoplasmic reticulum-Golgi intermediate compartment. Gene Ontology annotation, molecular function: D-mannose binding.
AUGGCAUUCAGCAGGUCAGUUCACGAUAUCAUAGGGAUCCGGAGGCCAUACCUCGACACGGAUAUGCACAGCCGAUGGUUCGAUUUUGGAGGUGAUACCAUUAUCCGAACCGAUUCUUAUAUUCGGUUGACCUCCGAUCUCCCCUCUCAGUCUGGCUGGCUGUUUUCGCGCGUGCCUCUGACGGCCACGAACUGGGAGAUCGAGGUUGAAUUCAAAAUCUCUGGGAACAACCAGCUCUACGGCGAUGGCUUUGCUAUGUGGAUCACUAAGCAGCGCGGCCAGCCGGGUCCCGUCUUCGGAUCAGUUGAUCGAUUCGAGGGUCUCGGAAUCUUCGUCGAUACCUACAAGAACAACAGACCCGGAAUUGUCUUCCCCUACGUGAUGGCCAUGUACGGCGACGGCCAGCGUUCCUAUAAUAAGAACGACGACGGCAAGGAGACUGAGCUGGCCGGCUGCUCAGCCCGCGGCAUUCGACAUGCUACCGUGCCGACCAAAAUGCGUCUCACUUACAUCCAUGACAAGCAGCUGAAGCUUGACCUCCAGUACCAGCAGGAAGACGAGUGGACGUCUUGCUUCGUGGUGGACAAUCCUCCUCAAAUCCCCAACAUCGCCUACCUCGGAUUCAGCGCAGAAACCGGCGAGCUCAGCGACAACCAUGACAUCAUCUCCGUUUCCACCAAGAAUCUGUAUAAUACCCCCAUCAGCACAAAUGACCGAGCAGGACCGAGCAAGGGCCGGGCCUCUCAGGGCCACAUUAUCAACGGGAGUGGUAGCUGGACCUGGUUCCUCAUCAAGAUCAUGCUGUUCUUCGUUGCUGUUGGCGGUGUGUACGUUGGUUACACUGCUUACAGGGCGAAGAAUAAGAGCCACCGCUUCUAA